AUGUCUUCUUCGUCUGACUCCCACCACGGCAGCCGCCGAGGCGGUCCCACCGGAACCUUCUUCAAUCACUCGAGUGCCGCGCGCGUUUCAACCGACGCCGUCCUUGCCAAAUCCAUCCGAGAGGCAUACCCGCAACUCGAACUGAUCAUUGUACCCGCGCAAACAACGAAUCUCUUUACCUACGCCCAGGCCGGCCAUGCGAAGCUGACCCCGAUCGAAGACGAAGCCAACGAGUCGCUGCCGUCAUCGCUGAGCUGGGAGAUAUACGCCGCGCCCGGGAAGCGCAUCGAUGGCUCCCGGGGAGGCUUGGUCCAGCGACCCCUGUUUGGCAAGUACGCGUACAGCUGGCAGGAUACCGAGUUUAUCGUCUACUACGCCGACGGCAGAGAUGGCCAGGCGGCGUACCCUACCACCAAUAACUUCUACCUCCUCACAUCGCCGGCCAACCGGGGCAAGGCAGAGAGCUUGUUGGUUGCGGCCGGCUUUUGGAGCCAGGAGCUGCACGAUGAAGUCCUGGUCUUUGACGGCGGGUUCUGGACCAAGUCGCGGGACCUGUACAAGAGUAUACAGAAGGCGUCAUGGGACAACGUCAUCUUGGAUCCCGAUAUGAAGCAGGCUUUGAUUGACGACCACAUGUCUUUCUUCAAAUCUCGUGACCAAUACCAGAAACUUAAGGUCCCUUGGAAAAGGGGUAUUAUCUACUAUGGCCCACCAGGGAACGGCAAGACUGUCAGCAUCAAGGCGACCAUGAACAUGUUGUCCAAGCUGAAGGACCCCGUGCCAACACUCUACGUCAGGAGCCUGGUAAGCUGGGCGGGCCCCGAGGCAGCUCUGUCCAUGAUAUUCUCUGGGGCGAGAGCGAUGGCACCAUGCUAUCUCGUCUUUGAGGAUCUCGACAGCAUUGUUUCUGACUCUGUUCGCUCGUACUUUUUGAACGAAGUGGACGGACUCAAGAGCAACGACGGCAUCUUUAUGAUUGGCAGCACCAAUCACCUAGAGAGGCUUGACCCCGGUAUCUCCAAGCGGCCAUCUAGGUUCGACCGCAAGUACCUGUUCCCCAACCCCAGCAGAGAUCAGCGCGUAGCAUACUGCCGUUUCUGGCAGGGGAAGCUGGCCGACAACAAGGACAUUGAGUUUCCGGACAGUCUCUGCGGGGCGGUGGCGGACAAGACUGACAAGUUCAGUUUCGCGUACAUACAAGAGGCGUUUGUGGCAUCGCUCCUGGCUAUUGCGCGCACAUCAAAGCAGGCGGACGAUGAUGACUGGGUCAGCGUAGCGACCCCUGGCACCGAAGACAGCGAUUAUGAGAGUGAUGACAGCAACGAUGACGACGAUGAUGAUCUAAAGAAGUUGGUCCUCUACAAGGAGAUGAUGAAGCAGAUCAAGAUUCUCAGAGACAGCAUUGACAGCAGCGAUGACUAG
Pyricularia pennisetigena is the source of this 1422-nucleotide messenger RNA. RefSeq lists its product as uncharacterized. Bases 1 to 1422 code for a protein of 473 amino acids. The transcript has 3 exons. Gene Ontology annotation, molecular function: ATP hydrolysis activity; ATP binding. Gene Ontology annotation, cellular component: cytosol; peroxisomal membrane. Gene Ontology annotation, biological process: protein import into peroxisome matrix. The record is from RefSeq and is a predicted model, not a curated record. Lineage: Eukaryota; Fungi; Ascomycota; Sordariomycetes; Magnaporthales; Pyriculariaceae.